AAACAUGUACCUUCUCCUACCACUGGAGUCAUCAAAUGUCUCUAGUGAUGAACCUUGGAGAAUUAAUUGGAUGGGAAUCAAUUCUUGUGUUUCUGUGGUAGAAUUUUUGAAAGAAAAUGCUUGGUUAAGCGCUGAGCAGUCUAGUGGUGAUAGGGGAAAUUCAUCAGUUCAUGGCAUGAACUCAAUUGAGUCUGAAUGCAAAGCCACAAAUGUCAUCCACCUGGCCAAUAAAUCAAUUGAUACCAAAAACCUCAGGGAGAUGGUGGUUUUGGCAAUUCACACGGGGAGAAUUUACUCUGUCUUACAUGCCGUUGAUAAUACAUCUGCUGAGAGUCCUUUUGAUCGGAACUCUGAUGCAAUCCCUUCUAGUUAUUCAUCCUUUGCAGAGUACUUUAGCAAAAAGUAUGGGAUUACACUAAUGCAUCCUGGACAACCUUUGCUACUGCUAAAGCAAAGUCACAAUGCACACAACCUUCUUGUGGAUUUUAGGAAUGAAGGUUUGCUCACUUGCAUGUUAAACUUUUGUUAGAACAAAGAAGCUUUCGUAUUGUGCCAUCCCUGUGUUCUGUUGUUUUACUGUCAGGAUUUAUAUCAAAUCUAUGGUUCAUUUCCAUUGUUAUAAGAUUUUGUAAGUUGCUUUUAAAUGUGUAAUUUAUUAAUUUAUCUUGUUCUUUCAGUGCAAAAUGUGUUCUAAGACUUAUGGAGACUACGUAAUUAAAUGUUAUGAGAAUCCAAUAGCUCUCUCUCUCUCUCUCCUGAUGUUUGUAAAUUGGUUGAAGAGGUAUUCAUGAUUUUAAGGCUUGGUAUCUAGGCAGCAUGCAUUUACAAGGGUUCUUACGUUCUUAGGCAGAGGAAAUGCCCUUUUAGUGGAAUUCUGCAUAUAUGAAAAACAAUUACGACUUUCAGAACUAGCAUUUAAAAACAGUAGAAUAGUUUGAAAAAGUUGAGAUCAAGUACCCAUGAAUGUUAUAUGCCUUUGGAUCUCAUUCCAUCAAUACUAUCAGUAUAAGUAAACAGAAGACAAUUCUAUAGCUUAUCUCAUUGCAUCAAUACUAAUUUACCGUGCUUUGCAUGCCAUAUUCUAUUUGUCAGUUUAGUUCUUUUUGUUCUUUCAAUAUUUAGCUUUCAAUUGAUGACUUAGCUCUCACAAUGUUGGGGUUUAUGAAUAACAGGGCAGCAGCACCUGCAGCUAAGAACACAGGUAUUCAUAAGUAAAUACUCGGUGUAAUUGACUUACAAUAUUCACAUUGUGUGAUUAAUGUGUCCUGUUGUGUGGUAAUAAUGAAAAAGUGAAGUUGAUAAUACUC
Molecule: messenger RNA, 1307 nt
Organism: Camellia sinensis
Lineage: Eukaryota; Viridiplantae; Streptophyta; Magnoliopsida; Ericales; Theaceae
Source: RefSeq, a predicted model, not a curated record